Molecule: messenger RNA, 732 nt
Organism: Lathyrus sativus (Indian pea)
Lineage: Eukaryota; Viridiplantae; Streptophyta; Magnoliopsida; Fabales; Fabaceae
Source: the annotation of a GenBank genome assembly
AUGGAGAAUAUUGAUGAAGAAUACAAACAUUACUGGGAGACCAACAUGUUUCUCCAAACCGAAGAACUUGAUAGUGGCAGCUGGGGAUUGGAUGAAACGUUUUCAGGAUACUAUGAUUCAAGCUCCCCAGAUGGUGCAGCUUCAUCAAAGAACAUUGUUUCUGAGAGAAAUAGAAGGAACAAACUCAAUCAAAGACUCUUUGCACUUAGAGCUGUGGUUCCCAACAUUAGCAAGAUGGAUAAGGCUUCCAUUAUUAGGGAUGCAAUUGAGUACAUAAAACAUUUGCAUGAACAAGAGAAGAUUCUUGAAGCUGAGAUAAUGGAACUUCAAUCUGGGAUGCCAAAUAAUACUAUUAAUCCAAAUUAUGAUUUUGAUCAAGAGCUUCCAGUGAUGCUAAGGUCAAAGAAGAAGAGAACUGAUCAAUUGUAUGACUCUGUCAGUUCAACAAACUCUCCCAUUGAACUUCUUGAGCUUAGGGUAACAUACAUGGGAGAGAAUACAACAGUUGUGAGUUUGACAUGUAGCAAAAGGACAGACACUAUGGUUAAAUUGUGUCAAGUCUUCGAAUCUUUGAACCUUAAAAUCAUCACUGCCAAUAUCACUUGUUUUUCUGGCACACUUUUGAAGACACUCUUCAUCCAGGCAAACGAGGAUGAUAAAGAUCUAUUGGAGAUAAAGAUCCAAACAGCCAUUGCAUCUCUAAAUGAUCCUCUAAGUCCUAUGAGCGUCUGA